Molecule: messenger RNA, 480 nt
Organism: Bathycoccus prasinos
Lineage: Eukaryota; Viridiplantae; Chlorophyta; Mamiellophyceae; Mamiellales; Bathycoccaceae
Exons: 1
Coding region: 1-480 (159 amino acids)
Molecular function (GO): protein binding
Source: RefSeq, a predicted model, not a curated record
AUGGCCAGCUUUAGUAACAGAGCUUUAACGAGUGGUCGCAUUUCCCUCGCCCAAAAUAGGGGUCGAUCUUCUUCGAGAGGAAUCUUUAAAGUACAAAAAACCAUCCAAUCGAAAGCAUUCAUCCUCCGAAACGUUGGGGAUUUGGACCGGAAUCAUUUAGAAGAGGAAGGCAAUACCGAGAAACAAGAAGACGCAAUUCCUCGCGUUUUACGCCUGAACGGCGCGAAAAGCGUCGUCGGGAGAGUCUCUUCGAGCGCGGUGAAUUUAGCAGUCGGCGUGGCGACGGUGAGUUCCGCGCACGCGAUGGUGGAUUUGACGCCGGACGGGAAAGUCAUGGUGACGGAUUUAACGUCCACGAACGGGACGUACAUCGACGGCGAAGAGUUACUGCCGGGUAUUCCUCAGGAGCUGACGGAAGGGGGGGAAGUUAUAUUUGGCGACGAACACUGCGCGAGGUUUGAGUUAGUCGUUGAACCGUAG